Molecule: messenger RNA, 466 nt
Organism: Corvus hawaiiensis (hawaiian crow)
Lineage: Eukaryota; Metazoa; Chordata; Aves; Passeriformes; Corvidae
Product: cystatin-A-like
Exons: 3
Coding region: 85-381 (98 amino acids)
Cellular component (GO): cytosol
Molecular function (GO): cysteine-type endopeptidase inhibitor activity
Source: RefSeq, a predicted model, not a curated record
UGAGAUACCCAGGGACUCCACUCAGACUGCACUGAACUUCCCUCUUCAGAGCCACCUGUCACUUCAGAGAGGUCACCUGCCACUAUGAUGCCUGGGGGCUUAUCUGACACCAAGCCUGCUACUCCAGAAGUUCAGCAGAUUGCUAACCAGGUGAAGGUGCAGUUUGAAAGCCAGGCAAACAUGAACUGUGUUGUCUUUGCAGCCGUAGAAUAUAAGACUCAAGUAGUUGCUGGGAUAAUCUACUUUAUUAAGGUCCAAGUUUCCGAUGACGAAUAUGUCCACUUAAAGGUGUUUCAGAGUCUUCCUUAUGAGAACCAAGGCCCCAGCCUUGUUGGUUUUCAGACUGGCAAAACCAGAGAUGACCCUCUGACCUACUUCUGAGAGAUGAUGAGGUGCAGGGCCUCACCUCUGCAAGUCCUAUGGGGGUUCUGCCCGUGACUGUAAAUAAAAUAAGUUUGGAAAGCUA